CAGCAAUUAAACUAUAAGUGUCUGCCCAACGCUCACAGAGCUGACAACACCUGCUGCAGUCUGCAAGGCUGGUGUCUUAAACUAAUAACCGAUUCUGUUCUCACUCUAGUGCUCACAGUAAAUCUUCGCAAAGUUGAAUUGGGGGUUUUGUUACCUGCAGCGGUUUGUAUUUAUUGUAUUUGCAGGCUUCUGAUCGCUGUAGAGUUAUCGAGAGUUGCGUGGUUUCUCUGCUUAUCCAUGGGGCUGUUCACAUUUUCGCCAUUUCUGAGCAUUUCUGCGGCACUUUUGUGUGCCGGUGUUGUGAGGACAGCAGUGUGCUUCUCAGCAGAGGAUUGCAGUGGGAUUCCACCAAAAAAAUGGUCCGAGGAGCUGCCACACUCAUGCCUUGAAAUCAAAGAGAAGACAAAAACAGAGAGAGAUGGGCUAUACUUGCUGCAGACGAAGAGCGGGCAGUCCUACCAGGCGUUCUGCGACAUGAACACCAACGGAGGAGGCUGGACCCUGGUCGCCAGCAUCCACGAGAACAACAUCAUGGCCAAGUGUACCACGGGAGACCGCUGGACCAGUCAGCAGGGCAGCAAUUCUGCAGUUCCAUUCGUAGACGGGGAUAAAAACUGGGCCAACCUCAACACAUUUGGUGUGCCCGAGUCGGCGACUGAUGACGACUACAAGAACCCGGGAUAUUACGAUCUGGAGGCAAAUGACAUAGCAGUGUGGCAUGUUCCUAACGGGACUCCUCUGCCUGCGUGGAAGACAUCAUCGCUCUUCCGCUACCACACGGAGUCGAAGUUUCUGGGUGCCUUUGGAGGAAACUUUUACUCCUUUUUCAAGAAUUUCUUCCCGUUAACGUACAAUUCCGGAAGCUGUCCCACCAAUAACGGGCCUGCCUACCCCAUUGUUUAUGACCUUGGAAGUGACACAGUCAUCAAUUCUUUAAUCUGUCCUAACUGUGUGGGUGGAACAGCAACAGGGUUUGUGCAAUUCAGAGUGUUUAACAACGAGAGAGCCCCAUUUGCCAUCUGCUCGGGGUUGAAGGUCGUCUCCAACUGUAACACUGAACAUUUCUGUGUAGGCGGUGGCGGCUACGUGCCUGAGGCAUCCCCAAAUCAGUGCGGUGACUUUAGUGCGCUCAACUGGAGCGGCUACGGAACAGGUGUGGAAUGGAGCGCAACAAAGAAGCUGCUGGAAUCCGCCAUCCUCAUCUACUACCGUUAAGCUGCCACCUGAAAAAGCGCCCCCGUCAGCAACUAAAGUGAAUUUAUUAAAACAUUUUUACAGACAUAAGGUUAGUCCUAGGGUAGGAGCAGGGGACCUUCCUGACUGGCGGGCCGAAUGCUGCUUACGACUCAAUUUCAUACGGCCCACAAUCGGAAGACCCAAACAAUAUGUAUCCAUUACUGACAGCAUCUUUGCUGCACUAAUCGGCGCAUUCGAAUGAAAUAUUUUCUUUUUACAGAUAUGUUUCGUAUAUUUAGAGUGCUCAGUUACUUCCCUCAAUGUAAGGGCCUCAUUUUGCUCUAUCGACACGCACAUUCAUUUUUCAGUCAUUAUUGGAUAAUGCUUAGGUUUGUGUUAAUGUUUGGUCUGCCAGAGAUGAUUUAAAGUCCUAUUCGAUCAUCCAUAAAAAACGUAUUCCCCAUCCCUUAUACUCCGGAUUGGUCAUCCAGUUAUGGUCAGGAUGAGUAGAUUGUCCUCUCUUCUAACAAUUUGUAUCCACCCCAACCCAGACCCAUAGUCAUUAUUGCCGAGUCUGGCAUUUUCACUUGUUGUUCACUUUUCACUUUGUGUUUUAAAGUUAAAGGAAUUACCAAAUAAUAAUAAAUGCCGAGGCAAUUUAA
Molecule: messenger RNA, 1838 nt
Organism: Petromyzon marinus (sea lamprey)
Lineage: Eukaryota; Metazoa; Chordata; Hyperoartia; Petromyzontiformes; Petromyzontidae
Product: intelectin-1-like
Molecular function (GO): oligosaccharide binding
Source: RefSeq, a predicted model, not a curated record